Molecule: messenger RNA, 513 nt
Organism: Naegleria lovaniensis
Lineage: Eukaryota; Heterolobosea; Eutetramitea; Acrasida; Naegleriidae
Exons: 3
Coding region: 1-513 (170 amino acids)
Biological process (GO): Arp2/3 complex-mediated actin nucleation; actin filament polymerization
Cellular component (GO): actin cytoskeleton; Arp2/3 protein complex
Molecular function (GO): actin filament binding
Source: RefSeq, a predicted model, not a curated record
AUGAGUCUUUCAUAUGCUCCUUAUCAUGAGUGCAUUCGAAAAACGCUUCAAGCGGCUUUGUGUCUUGAAAAUUUUCAGUCUCAAAUCGCUGAACGACACAACCACCCAGAAAUUGAAGUGGGAUUAUCUAAAGAAGUGUUGUUAAACCCUGUCAUCAUUAGUAGAAAUACUGAUCAAAAGUGUUUAAUCGAAGGUUCUAUCAACUCGGUGCGAAUUAGCUUGUUGUUUAAGAAGCAUGAUCGAGUGGAGGAGAUUAUCUUUCCUCGUUACAUGCAAUUUUUAAUGAAUCGAGCUGAGGAGGAUUUGAUAUUGUUGAGAAAGAAGCCAAUUCAGGGGUAUGAUAUUAGCUUUCUCAUCACCAAUUACCAUACUCGAAAUAUGUUUUCUCACAAAAUCAUUGACUUUAUCCUUUCUUUUAUGGAAGAUGUCGACAAGGAUAUCAAAGAACACAAGUUGUUUCUCAAUGUGAGAGGUCAAGCUGCUGCUAAAAAGUAUCUUAGACAAUUUAUCUAA